Ascoidea rubescens DSM 1968 is the source of this 627-nucleotide messenger RNA. RefSeq names its product SUMO protease ULP1. The record is from RefSeq and is a predicted model, not a curated record. The transcript has a single exon. Gene Ontology annotation, biological process: protein desumoylation. Gene Ontology annotation, molecular function: deSUMOylase activity. Bases 1 to 627 code for a protein of 208 amino acids. Gene Ontology annotation, cellular component: nucleus. Lineage: Eukaryota; Fungi; Ascomycota; Saccharomycetes; Ascoideales; Ascoideaceae.
AUGCUAUAUAAUAUUGACAUAUCGGUAAAUGAUUUGAAGACGUUGAAGGAUAAACAUUGGUUAAACGACAAUAUAAUUGAUUGUUACAUGGCAAUGUUAAUUGAGCGAGGCAAAAACAAUUUAAAUUUGCCCAAGAUAUUUAUUUUCACUACGCACUUUUAUUCGAGUUUAGCAAAGAAUGGGUAUAAAGGAGUUAAAAGAUGGGCUAAAAGAAAGAAGAUUGAUGUGACCAAGAUGGAUUAUAUCUUUAUACCAAUCAACUUGUUGAAUUCGCAUUGGGUGUUGGGGAUAAUUAACAAUAAGAAACGGAGAUUUGAGUAUUUGGACUCUUUGAAUGGGGGGUCAUUUAAUAUAUUGGGCAAGCUACAGGAAUAUAUGGCAGAAGAAACCGAGAGGAUGUAUCCCAAUUAUGAUCGAGGAUUGGGAGAAUUUGAUUAUUACAAUUGGGAAGCAAUUGAGAGAAAGGAUAUUCCACAGCAGGAGAAUGGGUCAGAUUGUGGGGUGUUUACAUGUAUGAAUGUUGAUUUUUUGAGUCAAGAAAAGCAUUUGAAGUUUAGUCAGAAUGAUAUGAAGAAUAUCCGUAGAAGGAUGGCGUAUUCUAUUAUAUCUGGGGAAUUAGUUGAAUAA